AUGCCUAUGCUUCCAGAAGUGUCCGUAGAUCGAUAUAGCAGACGAAAAAGGAAAGCACCAUUCCAAAGAAAUUGUAGUGUGCCAAUAUUAAAAAGACAGAAACACGGUGAACCUGAUUUGAAUGCAGCAUCGGUACUCUUGGAACUGAGUACUCUUAGAAUCAGUGAUGAUUCAAGUUAUCCAGUUACGUCUCAGAAUGUUGUAACCAUACGAACACAAACUGAUCCCGUUGUUUGUCAGUGUACCAAGGUGGAUGUUGGUUGCCAAACAGUAUAUGAUAAAUAUAUGCUUCAGUUUGUCAACCAUCUGACAUACUGGAAAGAGUCUGACAAAAAAGGUGAUAAGACUAAGUUGAAAAACAAGAAAACUAAUCCUAUUGAUGAAUUAUUCAUGACACUUGUAAGACUUCGACGUGGAUACUGCUUUUAUACAAUGACAUUUUUCUUGAAAUUUUCUGAAUCAUGGAUUAGAUGUAUAUUUACAACCUGGCUCCAACUUCUCUACUGCCAUUUUAAUGACAUUAGAAAACUCAUGUUUCCUGAUCGCACUGUUUUAAGAAAAUUCAUGCCCAAAUCAUUUCCUGGGUUCAAAAAUGUCAGAUGUUCUGUUGAUUGUACCGAAUUCUUUGUACAAAUGCCAAGGGACUUUGCAAGGCAAGGGAAUUUGUACUCUAAUUAUAAGCACCACCAUACAUUCAAGUGUUUGAUUGCUGUGGCACCAAAUGGUACUGGUGUAUUUAUAUCGCCACUUUAUGAAGGAGCAAUUAGUGAUAGGGACAUUUUUGAACAAUGUGGUAUUUUGAAAUACUUAAAUCCAAAUGACUUACUGUUAGUUGACUGUGGAUUUACUGUAGAGGACUUGCUUAUGUCUCAACAAGUUGACAUGAAUAUACCCCCCUUCCUUAAGGGACGAGACAAAUUAACACAACAGGAAGAACUUCUCACACGAAAAAUAGCCAAGGCUCGAAUCCAUGUAGAGAGAUUUAAUAAACGCAUAAAGAGGUUUCGAUUGAUAUCUGGAAUAAUUCCACUGUCCCUAGCUCCAGUAGCGAGUCAAGCAGUGUUUGUAGCUUGCUGUCUUGUGGACUUUCAAGAUCAACUUGCCAAGUGA
This is a messenger RNA of Saccoglossus kowalevskii, 1110 nucleotides long. RefSeq lists its product as uncharacterized. NCBI's taxonomy places the organism in Eukaryota, Metazoa, Hemichordata, Enteropneusta, Harrimaniidae. The record is from RefSeq and is a predicted model, not a curated record.